UAGCGGGCGGACGUGUCCGCUAACGAGUGCCAAAUAAAUAUACAUAAUAUUGAUAUAAACAUUAAACUUUAAAAUAACUGUUUAACAGUAUUUGAACACAGUGACGUUCUUGCAUACUUAUCGUGCUACUUGUGCCAUUGAUUCUGUGUACACGGGAUUGUGCAGCGUAUGAUGACUUAGUUAUUAAAUAUGGAAGAAGAGUCAGUCAUUCUUGCUGACGCUCAGACUUCGACGUCGUCUGAAGUGCGAGUCGAAGAUAAUUCUACAAAUACUGACAUUAAAAUAGAGACUGAAAACAGUAAUAAUGUAACUAAAAAUGAAAGUGGCAUUAUUGUUGAAGUAUACGAGGACAAGGAAACCGGGUCUGUUUCCAAAGAAAAUUCUUUCAUUGAAAAUGGUUUGUGUGAAGCAACUGAUGAUGCACGAUCAUUAGGCGACUUAGAUAGUUUGCCAGCGGGGGAUGAGCUAGCACUGGGCGCUGCAGGCAGCGAUAGUGGUGUGGAAGGGUGCGGUCGUGCUCUGAGUAGCGGCGGGGGAUCGCGGUCGUGUGCUUCUAGCGUAGUAUCCUGCGGGUCAGGAUGUGGGUCGGAGAGUUCGUCGAUAGCGGGCGCCCCGCCUCGACCCAGAAGACGUGUAAAUGUCACAGUCACUGAACCAAAGAGGAGUUCACCAAUCGGUACGUCAACACCGCGACCCACUACAGCACCAAGAGGACCAAACUUAGCUACCCGUGAACGAGCGAGAAGUAGAGAGAAACCGAUUCCUCCAGAGAAACCCCGGCCCCUCACUCCAAAGCCAAAAAUAAGGCCAACCGCCGAUCUUCCUAAUCUAGUUCGGGAGAGCCCCGCUUUACGUGCCAAACCUACAAAGACUUCUACGGCUAGGUGUCGUACGCCAAAUUCACCGAGUGAAGAAAAGAAAUGGCCAACCAAUGGGCCGAGGUUAUCUACAGUUGCAGAUGUAAGUGCAACUCGAGUGGCUGCCGACAAAUAUGGAACGCUCCCAAGAAGACGGCGAGAAAAUGAUCAAGAAGGCUCACCAAAACAUGAUAGUACGCCUCCAACGUCCCGCAGGCCCACUGUCACUCGAUCGGUUUCUUCGAGAUCAACGGUGAAGACGCGGGUGCGCAUUUAUGCUGAAAAGAUUUGUCAAACUGUUCUACUCGGAACUGAUAUUGAAUCAGCUUUAGCAGGAGUAGUUCCCAAUAUAGAAAGCAGGAUAGAAGUGUCUCGCUGUCACCGCGGUGUUCAAGCAAGCGCUCGAGACACAGAGACAACCAAACUAGUGGCGGCCAAAGCAGCAGCUGAAGCCGCAGCGACCGAGGAACGUGAGAGGAGGUUACACGCUGAAGCGCAGUUAGCCGCCGAACGCACAGCCAGGCUCGCUGCUAUCGCUGAACUGGAGAGAAACUCGCAGCGGCUUUUAGAGUUGGCUGGGGCAGGGGCUGGUGCCGGUGCGGAAGGUUGUCUCCGAGCACUAGAGGAACAGCUUCGUUCCGCAGAAGAGCUGGCCACUCGGCAGCGCACAGAGAUAGACGUGCUCCGGGAUCACUGCGACAAACUGCAUGCGGAAGCGUGUUCAGCCCGUGAACGGGCCCGUGUACUAGAAGCGCGUCUCAGCGAGGCGGAACGAGAGGCGGCUGAGAUGCAAGACUUCCUCGCCGCUGAGACGGGCGCGCUGGGAGACUCGCUGAGAGAUGCUGAGACUGAGAUAGCGAGGCUCAAUGCUGAUCUGGAAAGAAGACGCGGCGAGUGUCGUCAACUAGUCCGUAUGUGCGAGCAGCGUCGACAAGAAGCGCUCGCAGCGGCCGCACGAGCCCGCUUCGCGCCGGGCCCCGCGCACGCGCACGCCGCGCCCCACGCGCACGCGCACGCGCACGCCGCACCGCACGCGCACUUGCACGCGCUGGACGCGUUAGCACGCAAGCUGCGUACGCUCACGGACGCUGUACGUGCUGCGUACGCGCUGCCGCCGCAAGCGAUACAGCAGACCGUGUUCCAUAAUGAGGCUUAUAGCCGCAGUGACAGCGGCGAGGCACUAUCACCAGAAGACGAAGCCCGCAGCGGGCUACUUGGCGCCGUGCUACGUGCUCUCCGCACAGCCAGCGCGCCCAUAAUACCCACGCCCACGCACGCCCAUGCGCCCACACACGCCCAUGCGCCCACACAUGCGCACGUGAACACGUCCGCACAUGCGCAUGCGCAUACAGAUGAUGAGCAUGAUCGCUCGCGUGCGUCUGAUGAUAAUGACAACUCCGCGGACCUGCUGGACUCGGAGACGGAGCCGUGUCUCGUUACUGAUCCUGAAUGUGCAGAAGAAUGGUGGUCAGGUGCGUGGAGCGGGGAAGAGUUGUCUCCCGAAAGGGAUUCCUUUGGAGAUAUUGAUAAAGACCCCGAGUCCGGUUCGGGUUCGGAGCGCGAAUCCCUCCGCACUCUGUCGGCGGCCAUCGCGUGGCGGCAGCGCUCCGAAGCAGAGGCGGCUGAAGCAGAGGAGGCGCGCGGCUCGCUGCUCGACCGCGUGCUGCAGCUCGACCUGCGCCUCGCCGAGCUGCUGCGCGCGCUGGCUGCUGCUGCUGCGGCCGCGCGCGCUGCUCGACCGCCCGACGCGACUGGAGCAGCGCUCGCCGACACGCUCAGGGAAAGGCUGGAUGUAACAGAGAAAAACGUAGCGGACGUGGUUGUGAAGAAAUUGGCCGAACUCGACGCAAGUAAGAACAUGAUGGAGCAGUACCGUCAGAAUAUUGAAACUCUCAGAAAUCAACUAAUCCAGCCAAGUGAAGACGACGACGUUGAAUUAAUUGAGCAGGAGCUAUCAACGUGCGACGAGCGCGAGCGACGCGCCCGGUACGAAGCGGUAGAAACUGCCAUAUCUACACUCUCGUCCAUCUCCACAUGGCCUCGCCUCGCGCCAUUACAACUCCGCUUAGAACGCCUCGCCUUCGCGCUCGCCUCGCCGCCGCGACCGCACACACACACGCAUAUACACAUGCACACGCAGACGCACGCACACACCGCCACCUCGCCCAUAACCCCACACACACAUGCACACAGCCAUACACACACGCACGCACACGCAGCAACGUCGCCGAUCGCGCCGCACCCCGCGCCCGCUGCGUGCACGUGAACCAUAGAUAAUAGUAUAGAGUAGACAAUGGUUUGGAACCAUAAACUAUAUAGAGUAUAGACAGAUUAUGCAAUCUUUCGGUAAAUCUGUGAAACCAUAGACUGUAGAGUAUAGAUAGAUUGUAAAAUAUUUCGAUUGUGCCGCGUCUACACAGGUUUUAAAAUAAUACUGGCACGAUAAAAUGUUGUGUCGCGUCUACGGUAUAUUCAAAUUUUUUGUUUCAACUUUAAAAUAAUAAAAUAAAAUAUUAAUUAUGUA
Molecule: messenger RNA, 3381 nt
Organism: Colias croceus (clouded yellow)
Lineage: Eukaryota; Metazoa; Arthropoda; Insecta; Lepidoptera; Pieridae
Gene: corn
Exons: 12
Coding region: 190-3123 (977 amino acids)
Source: RefSeq, a predicted model, not a curated record